CUCCUCCGGUUUGGAUUGCUCAACAAUGUGUGCUUGAGAUCUCUGCUGCCUCCAUUUAGGCUUUUGUUUCCCCCCAUGGGUUCCCCAUCACAACUUUGUUGUCCACCAUGGUUUUCCCAUUCUUUGUUGGGUGGUUUCCCAUUUAACUUCCAGCAUUUCUCUUGAAUGUCUUGGUUUAUUGCAGUAAGUGCACCAAAGACUAUCUCUGUUCUCCUGAGUUUCUUUACCCCCGAACUUGGACAGAUCUCUCAUCUCCUUCUCUUGUUGGUUGGUCCUUGUUGCUAGGGCUGAUCCGUCAGCUUGUGGUUCAAGCAUGAAUUCCUCCUACUUUCUUCUAUUCUGAUCAAAGAGAUCACUUCUUCAAGUGAUGGUGUGUCUUCUUUGCCAAGUAUUUGAAUCCUGACUUGAUCAAAUUCAGGAUUUAAACCAGCCAAAAAAUUAUAGACUCGGUUUUUUUGAAUGAAACUUUAUAAGAUAGUUGCAUCUGUAAGGCACUUCAUCUCGAAAAUUUGAUAAGGAUCAAGUUCGUGCCACAAAUUUUGCAAUAUAUUUGCAUAUUUAGUGACAGAUUUGUUUCCUUGCUUUGUGGCUGAGGUUUUAACCUUGAUCUGGUAUACUUGAGCCGCAUCACGAGCCUUCGAAUAAGUGCGGCAAACAAACUCCCAUAUCUCUUUUGCAGUGGAGAGAAACAUGCAUGUGUCACUGAUCAUUGGGUCCAUAGAUUCCCAUAGCCAUGACAUUAUCAUGGAAUCUUCCUCAUUUCAAGUUCCAAAUGUUGGCUCAUCUACAGCAGGACCUGCUUCAAUGAGGUGUUUGAGUCUCCCUUUGCCCUUCAGGUAUGUUCGGACAAAUUGAGACCACUUGAGAUAGUUUUUUUCAUUGAGUCGAUAUGGUGCCUGGAUAUUCUGCAGAUGUCCAAUUUUUUGGACAAAAUUGGACUCAUCGGAGGAGUUAACAAUGGUGGUGUCAUUAUUUGAGGUUUUGUCAUGAUGAAGGAAAGGGAAUUGCAAAAGAGAAUAAAAAGGUCGUUCAAUCAAAGGAAAUACAACAAUUAAGGCUGUUUGAUCAGAAACACUUGCAACGAUGAAGGUUGCACACACUGGGAAGAGCAAUUUAGGCUGAAAUAAAAUAGAACAAGGGUUUUAGAUUUCUGAGAGAAACCUAAAGCUCUGAUACCAUGACAAGAAAGAUGAAUUGAAUAAUUAUUUGCUGUCUAUCCUUUGAUUAUACAAGGCCAUAUAUAGGGUAUUUACAAGAGAUAAAGGGAAACUAAAUCAAGGAAAUCAAGUAAAAGAUACAGAAAAUAUAAUGAUAAAGAAGGUAACUAUAUCCCAUAAUUAGAGAAACUAUAUUCCAUAAUUAUAGAGAUUCCUCCUAAUCUAUAAUAUGUACAUUUCGACACAAACAAACAAGGAGCUGUCCAAGUCAUUCAGACAGGAGGAAGAACCAUCUGGUCAGCAGGAGGCGUCCAGACCUCAAUCUAUUAUGAUAACCUGAUUAGUUGAAUUGCUUCUUUUAUCUCAAAGUUUUGUUUUCUUUUCGGAUGAGAAGCAAUCACAUGUUUGUGCCUGGGGGUCUUGACUCCAAAUUUCUCUUACAAAUGAUUGCAGUUGCUUACAUGCUAACAUAUUAUGUUAUCUUGUUUUUGUUUAAACUUUAAGACAGAUUCUAACCUCUCUCUCUCUCUCUGUGUUGAAGUAUUACAAGUCCUACUUGCAGUGUCUUACAAUUCCUAUACUUUUUGCUGGGUUUUAUCUUCCCCAGGUGAAUUGAAAUUCUCAUAUUUUGCAGCUAACGAGCUUGCAUUUUAGAUCUCAAUUUGUCAGGAAAAACCGUAAUUUUGUUCUUGUUGUAAACUGUACAAGUGCUAUGUAGAAUCUGACUGCUUGUUCUGUACUCGAAGCCGCUAUUGGUCAAUGAAACAAUUACUGUUGAACAAUUUUCUUGUAAUACAAAGAAUGGCUUCUACUGUUAUUAACAAAUUUAUCCUCUAACAUCCAUAAAUAAGAUGAUGUCGCUCGAGAACUAUUGGUCAUGUGUAAUUGCUGAUGAUCAGGGAAGUUUGCUAUACUGGGCAGCUAAUAGUUCUUUAACCCUUGUUCAGCAAUUAGCUUUCAAGCAUCCACUUGUUCGUGAGAAGUUAGGAUUACCUGACAAGUCAGCUCCAGUGGAUCCUAGAAACUCUCGUGAAAUGGAUGGACUAGAAGCCACGUUCACGGUCCCUUUAGUUAAAAAACCUAUUCAAGGCCUAUCAGUGCUAGAACUUUUUAACCUCUCUAUCAAACACCUAUCAAAGGGGGAACAAGAUAGAGCAGUUCGACUUCUAAGAUUGGCACUUGAAAAGGACCCUGAAUAUGCCAGAGUAUUGAUCGUUAUGGGGCAGCUAUUGAUGAAGGAUGAAAAAUUGGCCGAGGCUACUGAAUAUUUGGAACGUGCUAUCUCCAAACAGCUUCUUCUCACAGGCCAUCCAACAGAAGUUGAGGAAAUUGAUCAUUUAAUUCUAGCAUCUCUGUGGGCAGGUGUGGCUCUUGCGAAGCAGGGUAAAGUUGCAGAAGGAAUCGUACACCUAGAAAGAAUAGCAAAUAUGAAAGAGCCAGAGGAUACGAAGAGCAAAACCCAUUAUUGUGAUGGUUUGUUUAUGCUUUCAAGUGCUUUAGCAAGCAUAGGACGCGAUGCUGAGGCGGCAAAAUAUUUGCAGAUCUUAACUACUUAUGAUCCAGCUUACGCUACAUACUUGAAAGAUCUUGAAAGCAAAGACAACAAUUUUGCAGAGGAUCUUGCAAAUAGCAAGAGAAAAGAUUACUGAGAGCACAUUUCAUAAAAAAGAGUUCAGUUUUCUCUACAAAGGUAUGAAAAGUUCAUUAUAAUCUGUCACCCUUUCAACAAUUUGGAUGGCAUAAUUGCACAAAAGUAUAAUAUAUAUUUUUAUUUUAGGCAUCAUACUUUCAAAAUACAUAAAUAAGACUGUUCGCUUUGAAUCUAGUAGAACAGGUACCUUGUUUGACUUCUAAAGUCAGAGCAUUAGUUAYUUUAGUUCGUUGGUUCUUGAUAAGGCACAAUAACUUUUUUGUACCUCUUGUUMUUGUGGUAGAGGAAAGGUCUGCGUACAUGCUACCUCUAUAUAAGAUAUGUUGGGUUGGUUUUGUUUGGCUCUUGCUAGAUGAUGUAAAUUGGCUAAUUUCUUUCAAAGCGUUUGACCAUCAAAG
Messenger RNA from Cynara cardunculus var. scolymus (artichoke), 3206 nucleotides. Its product is annotated as ALBINO3-like protein 3, mitochondrial. Lineage: Eukaryota; Viridiplantae; Streptophyta; Magnoliopsida; Asterales; Asteraceae. The transcript is spliced from 8 exons. Gene Ontology annotation, molecular function: protein binding. The record is from RefSeq and is a predicted model, not a curated record. The coding region runs from base 2009 to 2806 and encodes 265 amino acids.